This is a messenger RNA of Neocloeon triangulifer, 1827 nucleotides long. RefSeq names its product cilia- and flagella-associated protein 206-like. Gene Ontology annotation, biological process: regulation of cilium beat frequency. The transcript has 3 exons. Gene Ontology annotation, cellular component: ciliary basal body; axoneme. NCBI's taxonomy places the organism in Eukaryota, Metazoa, Arthropoda, Insecta, Ephemeroptera, Baetidae. Bases 1 to 1827 code for a protein of 608 amino acids. The record is from RefSeq and is a predicted model, not a curated record.
AUGUCGUCUUCUCCAGAGGAAAAGAUUCAGGAAGUAAUCAACUACGUAAUAAUGAAAGAACCAAAGUUGUCACCCAACGAGGUCGAGUUUCUGGUGCGGCUGGACAUGCAAUACUCGGGAUUGAAUCCGCUCUCCACCUUGCUUUCCGACGAAGAUUUGGCUCACACGGUGCACUUGGACGUGAUCAGCUCCAAGAAAAUCAACAUGCUAGCCAUGAAAACGCAGGCGGAGUACCAAAUGCACGUUCUGAAGAGCCAGAAGGAAAUCACAGGGUGGCUGAAUGGCGAGUUGGAGAGGAUGCUGCGGAACCUCUUGGAACAACUGGCAGAGGACAAAGAUCGUCAUGAAAAUAAGGCCUUCUAUUGCACCUUGGCUGACAUUUUCCUGCAUACUUUCACGUUGAAAAACUACGUUUUUGAUGAGGUACGGACAUCCCUUGAGACUCUGAUGCCCCGGACUGACCUGAAAAAGUUUUUCCGGCUCGAGAUUGAAGAGCAGCUUGACACAGUGAAGGCCCUGUUCAAACGCGCCCUUGGAAGCAUUUUGCUUUUCAACCCUGAAGGUCGAGUGGCUGCUGAACUGACCGGUAUGUACCUGGCCUUGUAUGACCUUCAGGUGCUGCUGACGGCGGAGUUGGAGAGCGACCUGGAUGAUUCAGGAAUCUACAUCAAACUUAUCCAAGCCUUGCUCGAUGGUCACCAACUGUCCGGUGCCUUUGACUCGGUCUUUGCACAAUCGCACGCCCUCCUCACCUAUCACCUUCAGAUGGAAAUCAUCCUCGGUCAGAUGCUCAGGAAGAUUCUUUGUUCCAAGGCCAGGCUGGAAAUUCUUGAGUUCAGGGUCGACACUGUAAGAAGUGAGCUCGUGCUCGACCAGUCACAUCACGCGACUGGAGACGCACCCGACAGCAUGUUGGUCAAUCUGCACGAACUGGGACAAGCUUUCACCGACAUUUACUGCGAGUACCUGGCCCUGAGCAACAUCAACUGCGUCUACGAGAGACUUAAAAAAAUUGGCGAACAAAUUUUCAACUCUCUGCACGAGGAGACUUUUUCGCAGAUUUUCGAAAAAUACCCAGAGACGCCUCUGACUGACGAAUGCCAAUCGUGCAUUGCGAGUCCCAAAACGUGUCAGUCGCCACUGAUUGCUGCUAUUUAUGACGCUGAAUGGGUGCCCGUCAAUCCAGAAUUACCCUUGGCAUUGAACGGCAUCUGCGUGGUUUCAGUGCUGGACAAGCACUCGUACAUCAAGAAGGGUGACCUGUCCCUGGGCCUCUGCAAGUGGAGGGACCAAUUCUACACCCUGAGCUCACCUGAGGCCAUGGAUGAAUUUGGCAAGAACCCUCGCAAGUACGCAGAUGUGGUCCACCGUGCUGGACACAAACGUCCAGAGCUGAUUCUCCUGCUGGACAUGCAGGAUCAGUUUCCCGCCCUGGAGAGGCUGAAGACACUACGGCGCCCCAUCCACAUGAUGACCAGCGAAAAAGCGAGCAGGGCAAGAGCCGAACGACUGCCUAUGAAGGAGGAGUGGAACGACGCCUGGAGCGAGUGGGACAAACCUCAUGUUCUGGAUACGCAGUACGAGACGAAGAACAUCGGGGCUCACCCGUCGAACAUCCAGAGGGACAGGGAGACGCAGUGUGCACCUAGGGUAGACUCUGAAGCCCAGACGAUGAGUGACGUCUGCGUUAACACUGACCGUCCAGCUGUCCCGCUACCGAGACUGGUCAGCCACGUUGCCAAAUCCUCCAAGGAAGAGGCCAGUUUUGAGGAUUUAAAAGAGGAAGUUGAGGAGGAGUUUGGGAUUAAACGACACUUUGAAGAAUGA